UAGAGUAACCGGGGCGCAGUAUGGUUCAGAAGGUGACGUAUAGAAAGUGGCAUCCAGAAAGCACCGCAGGGUUGAUCUAAUACACACAGAUAUAGUAGGGCAAUAAUCUGCGAGAGGUGCUGAUAAACUCUGUUAUUUCAAAGAGUCGUAUAGCGACAAGAGUCUCUCAUAGAACUCCUACUCGGGAGCCGAUUUUAUUACCUUUCCUAGCUUCAUCACACUCCGGUGCUAUAUAAGGUUGCAACAAGUCGAAACGGAUCGUGACGGGGACGGGGACCGAGUUCGGUUUCCGGCUUAUGUUUAGUCUCACUCUCACAGCUGUAACCCAGAUUCGUCGCCUGCAGAAAGACUCAAACGCGCACGCGCGCAUUGUCGAUAGCCAGCAUGUCGUCUCGCCAGAUCAUUCCCUUUUCCGAGGCGACCAAGGUAACUGCCCUUGACGAGAAGUCUUACGCAGUGCGGCUGGUUGACGAGUAUUGCUUCGGCCGAGGUAAGGGAAUCUCAUUUCCUGCCCACCCCUUUUCCCUCCCCUGAGCGUCGUCGCCUGCGUGCGUGGCUUACCUCCCACGCAUUCAGUGCCAAAUGGGGGCUACGUCGCAUCGUGUAUUCUUCGCGCCGCGUCGAUGCACAUGCAGUCACGCGGCCAGCCCGACACCAUCACGGCGCAUUUCCAAUACCUCAACCAGACCGAGGCUGGCCUCGCAGUCCUCAUUGUCGACGAGGUCAAGAUCGGCCGGGGCCUUUCCACGCUCCAGGUCACCCUCUACCAGGGGGCUAUCCAACCCACGGCGCCGUGGGUCUCGCCGAGCUCGCGGAAGGCCAUCCUCGGACUCGUGACGAACACGCGGAUAAGUCUCGAGCGAGGGAUAUCCCUCGCGACAGGAUGGACGUUGAGGUCGCCUCCCAGCCCCAUGGACCCCGAGAAGCUGUUGCGGGGCGAUGACGAGCACUGGGAGCUGAGAACAAAACGUUUCACCAAGGACGACUACGUGCGAGCGCUGGAGAACAUGGAUCUAUUCGUGCCUCGGCAAAAGCCCACCGGCGGCGUUCUGAACCUUUGGUGCCGGCUGGUGUGCGGUGAGAACUUCACCAAUGUGUCCUUGGCGUAUCUCGCCGACGCCUUUCCUUACGUCGUCGAGUCGUGGCGGCCGGGUCCCGGUGACAAGCAGACCCCGUUCCCGCACGACCAAGUGUUCUGGUAUCCGACGAUCACUCUCAACCUCGACGUAAAGAAAGAUUUAUCAGAGGCCGAGGUAGAGUGGCUAUUCGUAAGAAACACGGCCAAGUCCAUCCAGAACGGCAGAUUGGAUUUAGAUGUUGUCAUUCUAACUCGAGAAGGCGAGCUUGUUGCUACCAGUAGGCACGUAUGUUUGAUACUGGGCGCUGAGAGGAAUCUCGGGGGUCAGAAGAAACCAAAAAUGUGAAGCUUACCAAUUUGCCGUUGGUAAUGCAACCACACAGCGUAAUAGAGAGGCGAAAAGAUCACGAAACGCUGGGAUCGGAAUUGCACUGCUACUAAACGCAGGUGGAUAACGACGAAAUAGAAUCCAGGUUUCGGUUAAGGAGACGAGAGCUCAACGGCCUCCACUCAAAAGUCUCUCCACGGCGAGGGAAAACUUGCGAUUAAAACAGGUGUAAAGGUGGGUAGAUUGAGCCUAAGACAGGAGACAGAAGAUCGACAUAUUGAAGACCCAAGCCAUAAUACGUAGUAGACUAGAUGAUGUUAAAAAAGAAGACGACCGUUCUAUACCCGCCCAGAGGUAAUUUAAGGUGGA
Durotheca rogersii is the source of this 1775-nucleotide messenger RNA. RefSeq names its product thioesterase-like superfamily-domain-containing protein. The record is from RefSeq and is a predicted model, not a curated record. Lineage: Eukaryota; Fungi; Ascomycota; Sordariomycetes; Xylariales; Xylariaceae. The coding region runs from base 624 to 1424 and encodes 266 amino acids. The transcript has a single exon.